Molecule: messenger RNA, 3973 nt
Organism: Hemiscyllium ocellatum (epaulette shark)
Lineage: Eukaryota; Metazoa; Chordata; Chondrichthyes; Orectolobiformes; Hemiscylliidae
Gene: rtf1
Product: RTF1 homolog, Paf1/RNA polymerase II complex component
Exons: 18
Coding region: 328-2349 (673 amino acids)
Cellular component (GO): Cdc73/Paf1 complex
Molecular function (GO): DNA binding; RNA polymerase II C-terminal domain phosphoserine binding
Source: RefSeq, a predicted model, not a curated record
GCAGCACGGGACGGCGCAGGCGCAGUGCUCCCCCUGUUUAUUGUCGCCCGGAGGCCGCGGCCUGUUUCCCGACACCCGGAGCCGUCCCCAGAGCUCUGCGCCGUCCGACGCGCUCCCCGAUCCCGGGGCCUUGAGCCGUCCUAUCCACUCCCCCCCGGCCCCAGGCAGCGGCGUGUGGCCGCCCAUUGGCCCGCGGCCUACCUUUCCACCCCCCACGCCCCGCUGAGCCCGCUCUCGGCCCGGGAAGCCGCCUCUCCCUCUCGGUCCCUCACUCCCUCCGGGCCCCGGGCCCGCUCGCCGCCGGCGUCGCGAACUGCCACCGCUGCCAUGGUGAAAAAACGGAAGGGCCGGAUCGUGAUCGACUCGGACAGCGACGAUAGCGGCAGUGAGGAGAACCUUGACCAGGAAUUGCUGUCAUUGGCUAAGAGGAAACGGAGUGAGCCAGAACAGCAGGAGCAGCAGGCAAGCAAACCAUCAGCAUCAUCAGAUUCGGAAACCUCAGACAGUGGUGAUGAGUGGACAGUGGGAGGCAGCAAGACCAAAAAGAAGGGAAAAGGCAAGGGUGUGGAGAAGAAAACGGCCACCAAGAGAGCAGUAAACAAAGCAGCUUCAUCAGGCAGCUCAGCGGAGGAUAGUUCUGGUGAUAGCUCUGCACCAGAGGAAGGAGAAGUUUCUGAUUCGGAAAGCAGUAGCUCAUCUUCAAGCUCAGAAUCUUCAUCCUCGUCAGAGGAGGAGGAGUUUCAUGAUGGCUAUGACGAUGACUUCAUGGGUGAUGAAGAGGAUCGUGCAAGAUUGGAACAAAUGACUGAGAAAGAACGAGAGCAGGAACUGUAUAAUCGAAUUGAGAAAAGAGAAGUGCUACGGAGGAGGUUUGAAAUUGAAAAGAAGCUGAAGGCAGCAAAGAAGAAAGAAAAGAAAGAGAAGAAGAAGAAGAUGGAGGAAGAGCGAGAGAAGAAGAUGCAGCAGAUCCAAGAGUCUCAGGUGAUGUCGCACAACAAAGAGCGGCGAUCAAAAAGGGAUGAGAAACAGGAUAAGAAGUCUCAGGCAAUGGAGGAGCUGAAAGCUGAACGAGAGAAAAAGAAAAACAAGACAGCUGAAUUGUUGGCCAGGAAACAGCCUCUAAAAGCCAGUGAGGUUUAUUCUGACGAUGAAGAGGAGGAGGAGGAAGAGCAGUCAAGUGUGAAGAGUGAUCGAUCAUCUAGGUCAUCAUCUUCUGACGAAGAGGAAGAAAAAGAGGAAGUUCCAGCCAAGUCGCUGCCGGUCACUUUACCAGAGGAACUCAACAAAAUCAGGCUUUCACGCUAUAAGCUGGAGCGAUGGUGUCACAUGCCCUUCUUUUCCAAGACAGCAGUUGGUUGCUUUGUUCGCAUUGGCAUUGGAAACAGUAAUGGGAAGCCAGUAUACAGAGUUGCAGAAAUCACUGGUGUUGUAGAAACUGGAAAGGUCUACCAGUUGGGCAGCUCAAGAACAAACAAAGGCCUGCAGUUACGACAUGGGUCAGAUGAGCGGGUGUUUCGUCUUGAGUUUGUGUCAAACCAAGAGUUCACAGAAACGGAGUUUAUGAAAUGGAGGGAAACGAUAAUGAUGGGAGGAAUGCAGUUACCAACCAUGGAUGAAGUUAACAAGAAGGAACAGCAGAUCAAACAGGCACUGGAGUAUAAAUUCAAUGACCGUGACAUUGAAGAGAUUGUGAAAGAAAAGGACCGAUUCAGGAAAGCUCCUUCCAAUUACGCUAUGAAAAAGACGCAGCUAAUGAAAGAAAAAGCAAUGGCAGAAGAAGCGGGUGAACCAGAUAAAGCACGACAAAUCCAGGAUCAGCUGAACGAACUAGAAGAACGGGCAGAGGCCCUUGACAGACUUCGCACCAAAAACAUCUCUGCCAUCAGUUACAUAAACCAGAGAAACAGAGAGUGGAACAUUGUAGAGUCUGAAAAGGCUUUGCUGGCUGAGGUCCAGAACGAGAGAACUAAACAAAUGGACCCCUUCACCAGGCGCCAAUGUCAACCAACCAUCGUCUCCAAUUCCCGAGAUCCUGCAGUCCAGGCUGCAAUCAUUGCACAUCUGAAUGCCAAGUACGGAUCUGGGUCCCAGACAGAGCUGCCAUUGGAAUUAAACAAACCGCAGGAUCAGGGAAGCAGUAAGAAAGAGGACAGUAAUAAUAAAUCAAACUCCGACCUUUCUGAGGACCUUUUCAAAGCGCAUGACUUCGACAUCAAGAUCGAUCUGCAAGUACCCAAUGCAGAAUCCAAGUCGUUGUCAGUGAGCUCGAAGACUCCGUCCGUCAAAGAUGGAACCCCAAGGCGAUCCCUAAACCUGGAGGACUACAAGAAACGCCGGGGACUGAUUUGAGCAUGUCAAGACGGCUACUGCUGCUGCUGCAUUUCUUUGUAUGUGUCUUACUGGCAGCAGAUGAGUGCAGCAAGCGGACUUUGAAAGACUGAGCCCGGCUGCCCGACUCUCUGUUCAGGCAGGACGGUCAUUGUAUAAAAAAAACCAAACUCCUUGGUGAUUUUUAUUUUUCUUUCAUUUAGUAAAAGUAAGUUGAGUGCUGCUUUCUGUCAUUCUUUAGUGCUUGGCUGCAAAGUGAUCCCACUCAGUAGUCUACAGUCUUUUUUUAAAAAAAUCUUAACAGGGAUUGAGACUAUAGUUUGCCUGAGGGGAUAGUUUGAUUUGUGCAUUUGGCGAGCUCUGUUUGAAGCAGUGUUCUCCUACUAGAACAUCUUGUAUACAGGAAACCUUUUCUUUUUCUACAGCUGAGUUUUGUACAUGUACACAGUAGUUUAAGUGCCUAGCAGAAAACCAUCUGGUGGCCGGCUGGAUUUGUGAUCAGCUGGAUACAGAGCACCACCCCGCCACAUCUGUUCUGGCUGCUAGGUUGUUUUAGUGCAUGUGGCCUAUUGGCUACUGUAAAUGAUGGUAAGUAAUUGUUUUCCUCCCAGUUUGUGUCUGAUAUCCGCCAAGUAAACCCACCCCCUCCCCCCUCCCCCCAAAAUAAAACUGCUUGGCAGUUUCCUUUCAGAGGUCUCCCUACUUUAGCUCAUCCAUUGGUUUCACAGCAGUCAGAGCCAACUGUGGAGGAGACUACGUCAAGCCAGCCCUGGGCCCUGCUUGUCAUUGAAGUAUUGGUAGCCUUCGUCUCCUCUGUCUGAUCUCGGGCAGUGAUGCCAUCACUUGAGCUCACUUUGCCUGUGAGCACUUUCCUGCUCGAUCCCUGCAACAGUAGCUCAGUGAACUGGAAUCUGUUGCUAGGCCCAGGGCUUUGUUAGUAGGGAAUCGCUUGAGAUCUGUAAAUAUCUCCCCUGUAAUUAAGGCACCCCUGAGAGUUGAACCUUGCACCUGAUUAAAUCAGAGCAGGUUUUCAUUUGCAUCAAGCCGUUAUUCUGAACAAAAGGUAAUACAAGCAAUACCUGGGGAGCAGAAAACUUGAAAUGUGUGGUUUGAUCUUUCAUCGUCUAAAAGAGAAACCCAGGUGAGUGGUUCAGCUGGCACAAGCAUGGUCAAGGCCUGCCUGAAUUAUUAUUCUCUUUCCUCCUUCAAGGUAGCUACUGUAUGUUUCCAUCAGAGUUUUUUGUGUUUUAUUCUGCAGCGAAUGUCCUCUUGUUCGUGUUUAAAUCCCAAGAGACUGGAGCUACAUUGACCUGUGUCUGCCCUGCCCAGCCCAGCAGCCCAGGCACUGGUUAAAUCAUUGACUUAGUUUGAGUUUUGAAUGGGGGGGAGCAGGGGGGGGUGGGGUUCAUGGUAGGCCACAGGCGUUCCCAGAUUAACCCAGCAAAAUAUACCCUGUACUGGGCAGUAAUUUCAGUCAAGGGUGGAACAUGUCGCAUCAGAUGUUGGCAGGGCAGUUAUUUUGUGAAUGUGCUCCGAGUCGAUUUACAAACAGGAAGAUAUAUGGAACCGAAAACAAUGUACUCUUGUAGUACUGUAUUCCUGCCACUACAUGGUAGUGUUGUUAAUAAAGUGCUAAUCCAUCGUC